This is a messenger RNA of Fundulus heteroclitus (mummichog), 884 nucleotides long. Its product is annotated as trypsin-3-like. The transcript is spliced from 5 exons. Bases 71 to 808 code for a protein of 245 amino acids. Gene Ontology annotation, biological process: proteolysis. Lineage: Eukaryota; Metazoa; Chordata; Actinopteri; Cyprinodontiformes; Fundulidae. The record is from RefSeq and is a predicted model, not a curated record. Gene Ontology annotation, molecular function: serine-type endopeptidase activity.
UGAAGUUAGAGAGUAUAUAAACCCCACCAGCUCUGCCCCAGGUGUGUGUGUAGAUUCAUAAGGUGCAACCAUGAAGUACUUCAUUCUCUUGGCCCUUGUUGCUGCAGCUUAUGCUGCUCCCAUUGAGGACGAUAAGAUCGUUGGAGGCUACGAGUGCAGGAGGAACUCGGUGCCCUACAUCGUGUCUCUGAACGUUGGCUACCACUUCUGCGGAGGCUCCCUGGUCUCCAGCACCUGGGUGGUGUCCGCCGCUCACUGCUACCAGUCUCGCAUCAAUGUCCGUCUUGGUGAGCACAACAUCGCCGUCAACGAGGGAACAGAGCAGUUCAUUGACUCUGCCAAGGUCAUCCGUCACCCCAGCUACAACAGCUACAACCUGGACAACGACAUCAUGCUGAUCAAGCUCAGCAGGCCCGCCAGCCUGAACAGCUACGUGGGAACCGUGACCGUGCCCUCAAGCUGCGCCGGCUCCGGCACCAGGUGUCUGAUCUCUGGAUGGGGAAACACCCUCAGCUCUGGAACCAACUACCCUGACACCCUGAGGUGCCUGGAUGCCCCCAUCCUGAGCGACACCAGCUGCAGGAACUCCUACCCCGGACAGAUCACCUCCAACAUGUUCUGCGCCGGAUUCCUGGAGGGAGGCAAAGACUCCUGCCAGGGCGACUCUGGUGGCCCCGUGGUGUGCAACGGUCAGCUGCAGGGUGUGGUGUCCUGGGGUUACGGCUGCGCCCAGAGGAACAAGCCUGGAGUCUACACCAAGGUCUGCAACUACAACGCCUGGAUCCGCAACACCAUGUCCUCCAACUAGAUGGACAACGGAGUCACCGAGAUCUGUCAUGGAGCUGAAGAAUCUGUCAUGAAAACAAAUAAAUGAUCAAGAUGAU